AUGCUCAACGAGUACGGUAAGAUAUUGCUGCAGCAGAUCGAGCAGCAGCGGCAACAGAGACUACGGCAGCGAGCCGAGGAGCGAGGGCUUCCCAUUCCUUCUGAGGCGCAGCAAGGAUCUGUAACAGCGGCUCCAUUAACCCAAGUGGCCUGCGCCAGCUCUGAGUUCGUUCCACCUUCUGGUUCCAGGGGGAGCAGCGAACCCCCGGUCAAAGCUCAAGUAAGCCCCUACAGUUGGCACACAUUUGCUGCAAAACUUCACAUUGCUGGAAAAAAACAUCUAAUGUGUCUGACUUCAAAUCCGGUGCAUGACUCCUGCUUUAACACCGUUCUUAUGUCGCAAAUAUGCACUGCUGCCCUACCCGAGAAAGCGAAUACGGUCAUACAACAAGCUGCAGCACAGCACAACGUUGACUUGGCCAACGCGAUGCAAUCGCUAAUAAAUAUAGCUCCGCUACUUGUUCAUCGAGUUCCACCGCAAACUGCACCUACCGAUGGAAUCAUUCCAACACCUUGCAUACCAUCUGUAGUUUCUGCUCCAUUGAUGAAUCAGCAACCCGUCAUUCUCCAACCUACAGCUCUUCUACACCCUUCUGUUUAUUCCAUGAAUCCACAGCAGCUGCAGCAACCGUCUAAGAACCUUGGUAACGACUUUCAGACUGCUUGUGCCAUUCGCGAAUAUGGUCAGUCAAGCAAUUGCAACGGCCUUCCCGCAUUAAUGAUGAGAGCCUAUGUAUCAUCUUCCCAUAUCCCAUUGUCGUUCAGCGGAGCGCCCAGUAGUUCUACCAAAGUUGGUGACCCUGCUGUAGCAACUGGUGGUGUUCCACGGACCGAACAAGCCUAUGACACAGUAAAACCACCUCAGUUUGGACCUUUAAUUGGCGCCACCGAUGUAGACAUUAGUCAUCAGCGCGUUCAAACUGCCAAAAAGCGAUACCAGGAGGAUCUCCUCCGGCAGAUGAAAGAAAGGGAAGCUCAGCGUGAGGAAGAAAAGGCUAGACGGAGACGGGAGGACGAAGAAGAGCUGAUCCGUCUAAGCAAAGAGAUAGAACAAGAGCGGCUCGAAAAGGAGGAGGAAGAGGCACGGCAACUCUGCAAAUCAAAGCAGCUGGCUGCGGCUAAUGUUGCCGCUGCCGGAUCACCGAAGCAGCAACGAUCUCAUCAGCUUCAAAACUACAGUUUGGAAAAUGCCAUUAACGAAUCAAAUCGUCAAGCGCCUGCCAGAACCAGAUUACUGCUCCGAGGAGAGGAAUUCAGCCAGCCACAGCAGGAAAGCACUUUGAAGCAUGGGGAUAGCUCAUUUUCGCAGUUCUUCAACGAUACCGUGGCGGAGACGUCUGGUUCAUGCUUCGAUAAACCUGGCCGACGAAUGCGUGGGGCUGGAGCUGAAGCUGAACAGCUUCUAAUAUCAGAUCUCGAGCGUCUCAAGGCUGAACUGAGGGCCCAAAUAGAAGAAAUGCGGUGCCUACAAUUUCAGCAGCGUCAGGUCUUGCAGCAGGUAAAUCAAGAAAACGCUUUACGGAACUCUUGUAAUGGAUGCUGUAAGCAAAAGUGGACACCAAAUGCGGUGGAUGGUCCCGCUAGCAGCUUAUCGGGUCAUCCUUGGGCAAUGUCUGUUCCAACACAAACGUCAAUUGAGCAGCCAACACUCCGAAACCAAUGUGCUCAAAUCCGACUAGCUCUAAAAAAUGCAGGGGUAACCGAUUUAGAUCAUUUAGUGCUGCGGCUAGCGGAGAGCACGGCCGCUCCCACAGGCUACGAUGCUGCCAGUCGUGAUACAAUUCUCUUUAAGCAGGACACUGGAGAAAUAAAUCCUGCAGCAUAUAAUGCACUAGCUCCAAGAGCUCGACUGGCCUCUGUCAAGGAGGAUGGUACAUUGAAGGUGCAUCACUGCAACCCAGUGGAGAAUUCAUUUUCACAUGGCAUGCAAAAAGACAGCGGUCGCUCAUUUCAAAUGGAUGCAGCAAGCUUCUCCCGACAAUCAACAAAAGACAAAUGCUCCAAUGAUAAAAGAAAAGGCUCUUCUAUUGGAGACCCGGAGGAACGUCCACUACCAACUCUUCUAAAGCUUCAACAGCAAGGGGAGCGUGACCAGCGUGAUGCUGUUCUACAGCAACAGUGCACAAAGAUACAGCAAGUAGACAGACACCUCAAGGGCAACACAGGGGCACCCAACCACGAGCCCCACCCUGACUCACAAGAAAUCGAUACAGGCUGCAAACGACAUGAACAGCAACCGCUUCAAUGCAUGACUGUCAAGGAGACCCAUGUAUGCAACACACCAGAGAGCCCUCCUGGCCGAAAGUGGCAGCUGAACAAAUUGUGGGCCCGAUUGUCUCAAAGUGUGCCUCCACCAGCACAAAACCACCCUAGGAGACGUCGCCCUGAUGGCGAGGACAACUAUGUGUGGUCUCUUAGCAGUAGCUGGUGCACUAGCGACUGCGAAUCAGAGCUUCCUUGUCAAACUGUCUUCUUACCCUAUGAUUCCGGACUCAGCAAAUCGCCAAAGGAGCUGGAGCAAAGUCAAAAACAUUUGCCGAGGGGAAUUGAUACCAUGGCAAAAAACGGUUGGCUUCCAGCUAGCCAAAUGGAAAGCCUAGGAAUAUCCACCGUUCAAACUGCGACACCGGAAGAAUGUAGCCGCCUGACUAAGCCAGCACAAGACUUCUGCAUGACACGCCUCUUAAUGCUCAAUGAAUGCCAUUCCUACAAGGGGAAUAGAGCUCAACAAGAAAAUGCUGGAACCCCAGUAAAUAUGGGAGACCAAGCAAGCCGGCCCAACCCCUUUUUGCUAUACCGGGAGGCCCAGCCGACAGUGCCUAUAACUAACACAGAUUGCGGAUCCAGCAUGAAUACUAUGGAAGAGGGACUCUUCUGUGGAACGGAUUAUCGACAGCUAUGUAGGGCACUAAGCGUCAAUAGUGCGCCUUUACAUCUCCAGCAUCUCCAUAAACUUGACUGCCAAAUUCGCCAACAGUACAACGCUUGCCUAUCCCCCAAAGAGAGAAGCUUCCGCCACCUCCACGCCAUAGCAAACCAGCAACGGGUUUAUGAGAAUUGUCGGAGAGGGGCGUCACAGCAGCGUGCUAAGGAACGAUUCAAGUCGAGGCUUUCAUGGGAAGCUGAUACUGCAUUUCCUGUCGAUGAAGGUUCCCCCGCUCUGUCACACGUGGUGCAAAGACAAGUCCACACCUUUGGGCCGCGUCCUUUUGCACCACUUCUUGAGCGGCCUCUAGCCUUUGCUACUGACCAUGGGGACGGAAGUAACAGAACAGGAAAUCCUGAGUCCUUUAAACCCACUCCCUCAAAACCACCCAACAAGCACGUGCCUCCUCCACCAAACCAUAGUCAAUCCUUAUCAUUAAGCACGUCUACUAAGAAGCGAACGCGUCUUAGCCGAGUUCUUGGCGGUAUGCUCCUACGGAAUAGCUCAAAACUACGCCAGUAA
Messenger RNA from Cyclospora cayetanensis, 3447 nucleotides. RefSeq lists its product as uncharacterized. The record is from RefSeq and is a predicted model, not a curated record. NCBI's taxonomy places the organism in Eukaryota, Apicomplexa, Conoidasida, Eucoccidiorida, Eimeriidae. The transcript is spliced from 5 exons. The coding region runs from base 1 to 3447 and encodes 1148 amino acids.